Molecule: messenger RNA, 2373 nt
Organism: Penicillium alfredii
Lineage: Eukaryota; Fungi; Ascomycota; Eurotiomycetes; Eurotiales; Aspergillaceae
Product: Golgi transport complex subunit COG4
Exons: 4
Coding region: 1-2373 (790 amino acids)
Source: RefSeq, a predicted model, not a curated record
AUGGCCCUCGCAUCUCAGGCCAAUGGCCAUAUUUCUCCCUCUUCCACUCUGGAUCAAUUGACUCCCCAUGCCUCCAUUUCGCCGCGCUCCGAUAUCUUCAAUGCCAGCUCCGUCGCCGAGAUCAAGGCCACGCUGUCUCACCUCCACAGCCAAGAGGCGUCCGUGACUGCUCGUCUCGAUGCCCUGGUGACCUCACAGAAGGACUUUUCGCGAGAAUUGGGUCGCCUAGAUCUUAUGCGUGCCCACAUUGGCUCCCAGACAAGCACGACGCGAUCCAUCAGUCAUGGAAUGCUCUCCGAGGCCGCUGGCACUGCGGACCGAAUCUCUAGCGCAGUGCGUCGACUGGACCUUGAACAAGCCCGGGUAAAGGCAACGCUCGAUUUCGUUGAACAGGUCGCAGAGCUCAAGGCGUCCGCCAGCUACCUGCACCGGGCGGCACAGAUUCCUCCGACGGUGAUCAACGGUGACUUUGCAGCGCAGAUGGUCCCAACCGCCGAGGUACCGGAUCCGCCCAGCGUCACGCUGGACAAUGCAGCCGAGUCAUUGUGCGGGCUGUUCCUGCGCGAGUUCGACAAGGCCGUCAAGGACAGCGAUGGGGCCAAGAUCACACGCUUCUUCAAGCUGUUCCCGCUUAUUGGCCGGUCCGAGGUCGGACUGGAUGUUUAUGGUCGCUACGUUUGCCAGGGCGUGGCCGCUCGGGCACGUUCCAACCUCAACGCUGGUCCUGGGAGUGCGCAGAGCAAAGACGGGUUCUUCUACGCCAAUGCGCUAACCAAGCUGUUUGAACACAUUGCCCAGAUCAUCGACGGGCAUGGCGGGCUGGUGGAGCGUCACUACGGGUCCCGGAAGAUGGGGCGUGUCAUCGAGCGACUACAGAUUGAGGCUGAUGUGCAGGGCGGCAUCAUCCUCGACACCUGGAGCGAUGAGCGACAUGUGGACCGCAAACUGAUGGACAUCAAGUCCUAUGCCUUUACAUUUUUAGUUCAAAGCUUUCUUCCUGCCCAGCGUGCCGACACCGACGAAGAAGGGGUGGACAGGAAGGAAAUCGAUGGCAUCCUGAACGAGAUGGCUGUCAUGUUGGGCCGGUGGUCACUCUACUGUCGGUUCUUAGCUGAUACAUGUAACCCUGGCGAAGAAGAGGAUGGUGACCGAAGAUAUGCACUCCCCACUUUCCUGCAGGAGUCAUCUUUGGCACGGAAGAUUAAUGAUCGACUGGUGUCUCCGUUCAAUGCGAUGACGACCUUUUUCUUCCGCCGGUCGGUCGAGAAGGCUUUCCAACUGGACGAGUCGCCGUCAGGCCUGACGCUGAACCUGCAGCGGCCACUGAAGACGGAUCCGCCCCAUAUUACAUCCGCUGUGGACGACAUCAUGUAUAUCGCCAAAAAGGUGCUACAGCAAUCGCUGGCUACUUCCCAAGAGGACGUGGUGACCAACGUGGUCCCGACUCUAUCUCGUGUACUCGGGUCAGACUUUAUCGGCAUGAGCCAACGCAAGAUGCGCGAUGAAUGCUACCCGCGCGCGUCUGUCCAGGGAGGGCAGCCCCCCGAGCAGAUGGUGACUGCGUUCUUGGUGCAGAUCAACAAUCUGGACAUUGCGGUCAGUUACAUCCGGCGCAUUGUGCAGGACAGCACUGGCUCGAACCAGCCACUCCCUGCUGCCAGCGACAGCAGCCAGAAUAUUGAAAGACUUGCAACCGAGCACCUCCGCUCGCUUUUCCCUGCGCCGACGUCGGCGAUCCGAGUCGCGCAGACUCUCCAAACUCUCGUUUCCUCCUUUGAAGCCAAGGUCAACGACCUCCUGUCCGACGGCAUCCAGGUCACUUUUAACAAUGUCAUCAAGCACCGUUUGCGGCCCAUUCUCGCCGACGCCUUCCGCGACAUUGAGUACCAGCCGCACGAUGACUCCCAGCCCCCCGACACCCACGAUGACUUCCACGACGACGGCGAGGGCGGGAAGGAACUCGUCCGGCCACGCUUCGCCGCCGGCUGGUCCGAGCUCCUUGUCCCACUCGCACGCAUCCUCACCCACACGGCCUUUGACCGGCUCCUCACCGUCACGGUGGCCUAUCUCGCGCGUCUCCUCGAGAAGAGACUGUGGUCGUACCAUGGCCGGAUCAAUCCCCUCGGUGCGGCACGACUUGAACGCGACAUCGCCGGGUUGGUCAAUGCCGCUGUCGACGUCGGGUAUGGGUCAGGUGCACCGGGCCGGUACCGGCACCGCGAGGCCUUUGCACGCUGCGUGCAGAUGACUCUGACGAUGGGCAUGGACGAGGACGAGUGGGACGAGGUGCUGCAGGGCGGCGAGGCAGCCGAGGUGGUGGACAAGUUGAGCCGCGAAGAAAAGGUGCGCGUGCGUGGCAUGGUGAGGCGGUGA